This is a messenger RNA of Cricetulus griseus (Chinese hamster), 2262 nucleotides long. NCBI's taxonomy places the organism in Eukaryota, Metazoa, Chordata, Mammalia, Rodentia, Cricetidae. The record is from RefSeq and is a predicted model, not a curated record.
UAUUUUACUUUUCAAGAAAGAGAAUGCAGCAUUCCCUUACUAGAAAAGAACUUAACUGUCAACCCCAAGAAAGAAAAAUACAAAGUUGGAGAUUUUUUGAAAUUUUCUUGCCGACCAGGAUACAGAGUUGGACCAGACUCAGUGCAAUGCUACCACUUUGGAUGGUCCCCACGUUUCCCAACAUGUAAAGGUCAAGUGGGAUCUUGUGACCAACCUCCUGAACUCCUCAAUGGGGAAUUUAAAGGAACAAAGAAAGAAGAAUAUGGCCAUGGUGAUGUGGUGGAAUAUGAUUGCAAGCCUAGAUUUUUACUGAAGGGACCCAAUAAAAUUCAGUGUGUUGAUGGAAAGUGGACUAGCUUGCCAAUAUGUGUUGAGGAGAAAAGAACAUGUGGAGAUAUUCCUGAACUUGAGCAUGGAUCUGCCCAAUUUUCUCUCCCUCUUCACAUAGCAACAGAUCAAUUGGAGAAGUGUAAAGCACCAAAGGCAAAGGAUAAGGAAGCAAUUCAACCCAAUAGGAAUGAAUUUAAUCAUAAUGUCAGUGUGAGUUACAAAUGUAGAGGAAAGCAGGAGUAUAAACACUCAAUCUGCAUCAAUGGAAGAUGGGAUCCUGAGCCAACCUGUACAAACAAAGGAUCCUGCCCUCCUCCACCGCAGAUUCCAAAUGCCCAAGAGAUGCAAACCACAGUGAAAUACUGGGAUGGAGAAAAAGUAUCUGUUCUUUGUCAAGACAAUUACCUAAUACAGAACACAGAAGAAAUGGUGUGCAAAAAUGGAAGGUGGCAGUCAUUGCCACGAUGCAUUGCAAAAAUUCCAUGUUCUGAGCCUCCUGAAAUAGACCAUGGACGAAUUUUAUUACCACGAUCAUCAGAAGAAAGGAGAGAAACAGAUUUUUCCAGAAGUCAUGAACACGGCAUUACACUCAACUAUGUUUGUGAUGAUGGUUUUAUGAUGGCUGAGGAUCAUGGUGUAACCUGUCACAUGGGACAGUGGAGCUCUCCACCUCGUUGUGUCGGACUUCCUUGUGGACCUCCACCUUCAAUCCCUCAUGGGAUUGUGUCUCAUGGACUAGACAGUUACCAAUAUGGAGAAGAGGUGACAUACAGCUGUGCUGAAGGAUUUGGAGUUUCUGGACAAGCAUUUAUGAAAUGUGUAGGAGGAACUUGGUCCCAGCCACCAGCUUGCAUAAGAACUGAUUGUGACAGUUUACCCAGGUUUGAAAAUGCCAUACUCAUAGAAGAGGAAAAAGAUUCAUAUAGGUCAGGUGAACAAGUGACAUUCAAAUGUGCACCUUCUUAUCAAAUGAAUGGGUCCAACAUUGUGACAUGUGUCAAUCGCACAUGGAUUGGAGAGGUAGUAUGCAAAGAUACUUCAUGUGGGGAACCACCACAUGUGGAAAAUGCUACUAUACUAACAAGACCCAUGGCUAGAUAUCCAUCCAAUGAAAGGGUACGGUACGAAUGUAAUAAACCUUUUGAACUAUUUGGUGAAGUAGAAGUGAUGUGUCAAAAUGGGAUUUGGACAGAACCACCAAAAUGCAGAGAUUCAACAGGGAAAUGUGGGCCUCCUCCUCCUAUUGACAAUGGAGACAUCACCUCCUUCCCUCUGUCAGUAUACGCACCAUUAUCAUCAGUUGAAUAUCAGUGCCAGUCCUUGUACCAACUGCAGGGCAACAAGAAAAUAACAUGUAGAAAUGGAGAGUGGUCUGAGCCACCAAAAUGUUUACAUGCAUGUGUCAUAUCAGAGGAAAUUAUUAAAAGACAUAACAUAACUUACAGAUGGAUAAGAGACCAAAAGCUAUAUUCACAAUCAGGGGAAUUUGUGGAAUUUGCAUGUAAAUAUGGAUAUGAAGCAACAGAUUCAUCCCCACCUUUUCGUACAAGGUGCAUUGAUGGUCAUAUCGAUUAUCCCAGUUGUUCAAGAAAACGUUAUUGGAGUUUUGGAUAAAUAUAAUUUAGAAAUGUGUAUGCUUAUUACUAAUACUGUUUCAAUGUUCAUUUGAAGGAUUGUUUAACUCAUUUCUUUUCAUUAGUAUAAACAUGUGAUUAAUUUGGAGACUGAGAGACCACUGACACAAAUGCAAAGCAGUGUAUGCAGUCCUUCUAAACCAGAAUGUGUGCUGUCCUAGAACAAUGAGCAAUGGCAAGCAAAUAGAUGUAAUUACUUCAUUGUCUGUGUCUGUUGAUGGGGAUUUUUCUGGCCUGGCAGAGUCCUGCUGCCCUUGAGCCCCAAAUAAACACACAAAGACGUAUAUUAAUUAUGAAA